CAUUAAGGUAGAUGUAGAAAAGGUAUGGAAGGUGCCGUUUAGUGGACGCGAUAGGAAGGCAGCCGGGCGCCAGUAGGGACUGCGUAAUUUAUGUAAAGCCAAAAACUUGGGCAGAGAAAGCCAAGUAAAAAAAGCGUGAAAUCGAGGCCCGGACAUUGUUGUUUUCAUCCACUACUCAUACAUAUAUAAUUUCAACAAGAUUUCAGAUCUGCUCGCUUCUUGUUACUGAUUCUUGGAUCGCUGUAAUUGGGUUUUGGGUUUCUGGGGAUUUUCUUGUUUUGAGUGUGGAUCGGUGUUUCUUAGUCGGCGCAGCAUACAUGAGUAUCAUUUCAAUGUGAGAUCUCCAUCCGGGCACUUCCAUUCUUUCAGUUUCCGCUCUCCCCCAAUUUUGUUGUGACGGGCGGAUCUGUUCGGUGGGUUCUUUUGCUCAAGUUGUUGGUGAUUGAUCAGCAAGAAGCUGUUGCUGUUUUUUCUGGGCUUAGUGAAGUAGCGGAUAGUUGAGGUGGGGUAUUAGAAUGGAGGGAGAGAAGAAAUCGUCGGCAGUUUCGGAUGUCGGUGCGUGGGCUAUGAAUGUCAUCAGUUCUGUCGGCAUCAUCAUGGCUAAUAAGCAACUCAUGUCCUCCGGUGGAUAUGCUUUCAGUUUUGCCACAACAUUGACUGGUUUCCAUUUUGCUGUCACUGCCCUUGUUGGCAUGAUAUCAAAUGCGACGGGCCUUUCCGCAGCAAAGCACGUGCCUUUUUGGGAACUUCUCUGGUUCUCAAUUGUAGCAAAUAUGUCUAUCGCAGGGAUGAAUUUCAGCCUCAUGUUGAAUUCAGUUGGAUUUUACCAAAUCUCAAAAUUGAGCAUGAUUCCGGUGGUCUGUGUAAUGGAAUGGAUCCUUCACAGUAAGAAGUACACGAAUGAAGUCAAAAUGUCUGUUGUGGUUGUGGUUAUAGGUGUUGGUGUUUGCACUGUGACGGACGUCAAAGUGAAUGCCAAAGGAUUUAUAUGUGCUUGUAUUGCAGUUCUCUCAACAUCUUUUCAGCAAAUUUCAAUAGGGUCCUUGCAGAAGAAGUACUCUAUUGGAUCGUUCGAAUUGUUGAGUAGAACUGCUCCUAUUCAAGCUGGAUCUCUCCUUGUGCUGGGUCCUAUAAUCGAUUAUUACCUUUCUGGAAAAUUGAUUUUAGACUACCAGUUUGGUAGUGGAGCCAUAUUAUUUAUUCUCCUAUCGUGCUCUCUUGCUGUGUUCUGCAAUGUGAGUCAGUACCUCUGCAUUGGACGUUUUUCAGCCGUUUCCUUCCAAGUUUUGGGUCACAUGAAAACAGUGUGUGUCCUUACGUUGGGAUGGCUGCUAUUUGAUUCCGAGCUGACAUUUAAGAACAUCAUGGGAAUGGUCGUCGCAGUUGUUGGCAUGAUAAUUUAUAGUUGGGCUGUGGAAGCCGAAAAACAGGGUAAUUCUAAGAUAAUACCCCACGCGAAGCACAGCUUGACAGAAGAGGAAUUCAGAUUAUUGAAGGAGGGAAUGGAAAUAACCGUGCUCAAGGAUGCUGAGCUUGGUGAAUCAAAGGCGUAGUUAUCAAUCUUUCGUCCUGAUUUUGGGUUCUAGCACCACCGUCUGUGUAGUCUAUAGUGUUAUCCUAUUUAUUUCGACUCAGCAAGAUAUCGUCGAUUUGUUGACCCACAAAUUCAUUCGGAACUUAGAGUUUAGGGAAGCUGAAU
This is a messenger RNA of Sesamum indicum (sesame), 1699 nucleotides long. RefSeq names its product Nucleotide-sugar transporter family protein. The record is from RefSeq and is a predicted model, not a curated record. NCBI's taxonomy places the organism in Eukaryota, Viridiplantae, Streptophyta, Magnoliopsida, Lamiales, Pedaliaceae.